Brassica rapa (field mustard) is the source of this 1809-nucleotide messenger RNA. Its product is annotated as putative defensin-like protein 263. The record is from RefSeq and is a predicted model, not a curated record. NCBI's taxonomy places the organism in Eukaryota, Viridiplantae, Streptophyta, Magnoliopsida, Brassicales, Brassicaceae.
UAAACAAUUUACUGAGAAAAGAUUCUGAGAUUGCAAUUAGCAAUGGAAAAAAUGUCUCUCAAGCUUCUCUUCCUGUUCUCCCUCACUAUCAUAGUCUUUUGUUCGUAUUUAGGUGAUUCAAGAGAGAUGGCGAAGGAAGAGGUGAACUGCUUGCCGCCGGUAGCACCUAUAAUGGACACUUACGAGACUAAUGCAUCUUGCCGUCGAGACAAUGAAUGCAUUAAGCACUGUCCUAAAGGCUGCAAGAUUGUUAACUGUAAUUUUGGAACCUGUUUCUGUGAGUGCUAAGAGAUUGAAAACCACAAUAAUUUCUAUUUUAAAGAUAGAGAGGAACAAGAGAUAAAAAAAAGUAUAUAUAAAACAAUUUUGCAGUCAAUUUAAUUGUUCUUCUUGAAAACAUAUAUCUGCAAAUAGUAUUCAAUACAACUGGAAUUUGAAAUAAUUGAGUACUAAAGGCCAACAAGUUCUCAUGUUCCAAAUAUUGUUUAAGCUCUAACAAGAGCUUCUGAGAAACCUCUGCCUCUGCAUAAUGUUUGCGCACUCUUAUUAAGAAUCUUAUGAGAGCAAAAAUCUUAUGAUAGUGUGCCUCAUAGUCAAAGUGAUUAGUUUGUAAACACAUAUUGUGUUGUGAAUACUCAUUGUCUCUUGUAUUUACUUCAUACAAUGAAUCUCAACUCUAGUUUUAUUUCCUCUACAAAAAUAAAAUCAACAUUUAUAAAGUGAUUUCCUAAAAUGAUCAAAUCUCAAGUAGGAACAAAACAAUGUGUAGUCAAAUAGUAUCUGACUGAACUUGGUAUGACUUUCAUCAGACAAAAGAUUUGAUCCCUUUUAAACUUCCUUCUACUAAAGAAGGCAACCAGAUUUUUCUCUUCAUCACCACUUGUAAAAUAAAAAUAAACAAGAAAAAGAUUCUGAGAUUACAAUUAGUAAUGGAGAAAACGUCCCUCAAGUUUGUCUUCUUGUUCUCCCCCAGAUAGCACUUUUUGUAUGCUUCUUUUUUGGCUUAUAUAUUUUGGGUUUGGCUUUGUCUUAAAACUUUCAGAUAAAAUAUUUAUUUCCUUUUAAUGUUCUUCUAUAAAAGAAGACAACGCAAUUUAACACUUACAAAAUCAAAAGAAACAAACAAACAAAAAAGUUUUGAGGUUACAAUAAGCAAUGGAGAAAACGUCUCUCAAGUUGGUCUUCCUCUUCACCAUCUCAGUCAUAGCAUUUUGUAUGCUUCUUCUAUGAUAAGUUUCUCUAUGCUACAGAGUUCUUGAUUUGAUCUUGUUUUAAAGUUUGUGGUGUGCUUGUGAUAAAGGUUCUUCUUUGGUUGAUGCAAGAGAGAUGGCCAAGGAAGAAGUGAAUUGCCUCUGUGGAAAAUGUCGUGAUGGAAAGAAGAGCUGUGAAGCACCUAUAAUGGACAGUUACGAGACUGAUGUGUCUUGCCGUAGAGACAACGAAUGCAUCAAGUACUGUCCUAAAGGCUUCAAGAUUGUAAACUGCAGCUUUGGAACCUGUUUCUGUGAGCGUUAAGAGACUGGAAACCACCAUAGUAUAUUAGUAUAUUAUCUAAUUUUAAGACAGCUAAGAAGAAGAGAUUGAUGUUUAUUGGUGUUGAAGUGAUUUAGUGUUCCUCAAAUACUGUUUUGAAGCCUCCUUUGGGGAGGUAAACUAUAUAGUAAGAUCUUACAGUAGAAUGUUUUGCUGAUCAUUAAAUCAUCAUCACCUGAAGUUUGGUUAAUACUAGCAUGUCUUCUAAGCUCAUGUGAUAUUUGCUUUCUUUGAACAUGAGAGAGAGCAUGAGAACAACCAGAGAACCAUCAUAAC